This is a messenger RNA of Neoarthrinium moseri, 321 nucleotides long. RefSeq lists its product as uncharacterized. Gene Ontology annotation, biological process: mitochondrial electron transport, ubiquinol to cytochrome c. Bases 1 to 321 code for a protein of 106 amino acids. Lineage: Eukaryota; Fungi; Ascomycota; Sordariomycetes; Amphisphaeriales; Apiosporaceae. The record is from RefSeq and is a predicted model, not a curated record. The transcript is spliced from 4 exons.
AUGUUCCCUACUCGCGCUCUCAGAGCCGGCGGCGACAGCCCCCUCGGCAAGAAUGGCCACUUCCUCGGUCCCUGGGGUAACUUUGGCGGCAUGAAGCAGAAGGGCAUCAUCACCUACGGCCUCAGCUCGAACCGCCAGAACCCCGUCGCCGGCGCCGCCCACGCCGCCGUCUUCAACACCUGGCGCCGAUUCAGCAAGCAGAUCCUCUACGUCGCCCCUCCCAUGAUCUUCUUCUACUACGCCAUGGACUGGGCCAUCCACAGAAACCACUACCUGAACUCCAAGCAGGGCCGUGCCGAGUUCGCCGAUGCCGAGGAAUAG